GGCGGCGCACGCGACUUCCCGUUCAGUCUGACUCGGAGCUUCAGGAUGUUGACAGUGUGACGUUUGUUUUGGUGCAGCAGCAGCAGCACGAGUGUACAGUUUUAAACACAUAAACUGAAGAUGACAGCUCAGUGAGAGUGUUUUAAUGUCACUAAACAUCAUUUAAUGCAGUCCGACAACUAAAAUAACCGACACACGCUGAGAUAAAGGACAGGAAUGCAGUGAAAAGCGACUCAUCUAGAAUGAGGGAUGUGUUUGGACCGUACAGUCAACAGAAGCAGAGCUCCGGGGCGUUUGGACUACAUUUACUGGCGUGAUGGACAUCUGCUGCGGACAGACAGAUGCAGUAUCCCCGAGUUAGAGGAGAUCAUGAUCACACACUUGAAGCUGAGGAUCACCAUCAAAUGACUUUAAGUGGCAGAGACAUCGAGCACCAUGGGAAGGCUUUAAUACUGCAGGCCCUUAUUAACGUCACUCAUGUCCGAACACGACUGGGCUCCAGUCUGACCAUCACCGGUGUGCCUGACCUCCAGAACCCUCAAAAAAUGACCUCCUCAGGAUACAUCAAUGACCGGUAUGUCAUAGACUCCAACAUUUUUGCAUCCAACGGGAUGAUCCACGUUCUGCAGGACCCACUGAAAGCACCUCCACCUCCACCUCCAUCCUUCCACCCGGCUCAUCAGGCUGGGAUGGGCAUCGGCAUCCUGGGGCUCAUCAUCCUCAUCGUAGUGGCUGGAUUCGUGGGAUACAAUUUCUACACACAUAAAACAAAGCCAUUCCAGUUCCACUAUUUUAAGGAGGAUGAAGGGGAAGAUGUCAUCCCAUCAGAAUCCAGUCCAAACAUCAGUAAUCCUGUAUACGAUGCUGCUCCUGCCACUAAAGAACAACCACCAACGGAAGAAGACAAGCAUCAAGUGAUUUCCAGUGGAACAUUUGACCUCCUGCAGGACAGCUGAAAUCACCUCUGCAACCAAGCAGUCAGUGCAGCUCUCUUUAUGAACACAAGAGGAAUGUGAACUCCAUGUUACAGUGAUGGGACUUUACAUGCUAACACUAGACAGAGGUCUAGACAGACAUGUGUGCAUGUUUUUGAUUGGUGUGUUUGCUUUGGAUGAGUGUGAAUAUGUCAUUUUUAAAACUUGUUUAUAAGCAGUUUCUAAAUUCUGUUGUAUUACAGGCAUUAAUAAAUGUCCAACAUGCAAUGAUUGAAAUAUCUGCCCUGCUUAAAGCACAAUUUAAGGGAAAAAAUGGAAAUAAAAUAAAUAAAGAAGUGUUAAG
Danio aesculapii is the source of this 1278-nucleotide messenger RNA. RefSeq names its product stabilin-2-like. Lineage: Eukaryota; Metazoa; Chordata; Actinopteri; Cypriniformes; Danionidae. The coding region runs from base 342 to 956 and encodes 204 amino acids. The record is from RefSeq and is a predicted model, not a curated record. The transcript is spliced from 7 exons.